AUGCCGCCGUCAUCACCUACGUUACUCACUCCGUACGGAUAUUCAUCUGGUACUUGCGGAUACUGUUCACCCGCCGGGAAGAGGAGUCAAAGGUCUACUUCUUCGAAAUAUGGAAUGGUCGCUGAGCAGAUGACACCCGAGUUCUAUCAGCUGUUGAUAGAUAGAGGAUGGAGAAGAUCAGGCGAUUAUGUAUAUCACCCAGAUAUGGCCCGAACAUGUUGUCCACAAUAUACGAUCCGUCUGAAUUCGACAAACUUCAAGGGCAAUAAGAAACAUCGUCAGGUAGUCAAUCGCUUCAAUAGAUUUCUAGAGACGGGUCAAAAACCUGGAGAAGAGGAAUCGUCCUCAACGAUAAACGUGGAGGGCAAAGCCAAAGCUGUCAAUGGAAAGGGCAAAGGGAAAGGGAAGGAUAAUAAGACUUCGAAAAGGGAUUUUUUAGAUGAUCUACAUCGAUACGAAAUUGGAUAUAUACAGAAAGAUGAAGAAGAGUCUUUAGCACAUAGAUUCGAGACCAAGUUAGUUCCUGCUAAAGCAACAUCCCAGACUUUCGAACUGUACAAAGCCUACCAAACGGCUGUACAUAAGGAUAAACCUGAAAAGGUUACGAUGAGAGGAUUCGACAGGUUCUUAUGUGGCAAGACGUUGAUUGACACGCCUAUAAAGUACACGGAAGAUGUUGAAGGAGACAUAAAGGAUGGACAACUCCCUAAAACCUACGGACAGUAUCAUCUACUCUACAAAGUCGAUACUCAAAUCAUAGGCAUCUCCGUCAUUGACAUUUUACCAAAUUGCGUCAGUAGUGUAUAUUUCAUUUGGCAUCCCGAUUGGGCAUGGGCUAGUCUAGGUAAAUUGUCGGCAUUGUAUGAGAUCUCGCUAGCUAGGAGGAUGAGGGAGAAAGGUGCGCAAGGGAUGGAAUGGGUCUAUAUGGGCUACUGGAUACCGGACUGUCAAAAGAUGAAAUAUAAAUCUGAAUAUUCACCUUCCGAAUUACUUGAUCCUGGAACGAACACAUUUCAUCUUCUCGAUAAAACACUAGAAACGUUUGUUAUAAAAAAUCCAAAAGGUUAUUUCCCAUUUGCCAAUGUCACUUCCUCCCAUUCGACUCAUAAUAAGCAAGAUGGUGCGAACAAGUUGUCUAGUCCAGAUAAAGACGCGAUUGGUUCUUCGGAUAAUACAGAAGAGGUAUCAGAUGAAGAAUUAGACGAAGAAUCACCUUCGACGAUCCCUAACCCUCCACCACCAGGGUUCGAAGAUAUGUCUAGGAUAACGGAUGAAGAUGUUGAAGAUGUUUUGUUGUUAAUGGGAAGGAAUAAGUAUACGAAAAGUGGUGGGAAAUUAAUUCCAAUCAUUAAUCUCGAAUUCAGGAAUCAACAAGCGAUGUACACAGAGAUCAAAGAAUUCUUAUCUGCUGUAGGGAAAGAUAAUGUGGUUAGUACUUCAGGGGGGAUAAGUGGUAAAGCGGUUUUAUAUUUAGGUUGA
Kwoniella mangroviensis CBS 8507 is the source of this 1479-nucleotide messenger RNA. RefSeq lists its product as uncharacterized. Gene Ontology annotation, molecular function: arginyl-tRNA--protein transferase activity. Bases 1 to 1479 code for a protein of 492 amino acids. NCBI's taxonomy places the organism in Eukaryota, Fungi, Basidiomycota, Tremellomycetes, Tremellales, Cryptococcaceae. Gene Ontology annotation, biological process: protein arginylation. The transcript has 10 exons. The record is from RefSeq and is a predicted model, not a curated record. Gene Ontology annotation, cellular component: cytoplasm.